AUGCCGACAACCAAUGGUGAAAUCAAAGAUGGCGAUGAGGAAAAGAAGAAGUCAGGAGGGGAUAGAGAUAAGAAGACAACUGCAGGGAACGAAUACCCACUGACGGGAAUCAAACGACCGGGAGAGCAUGACGUCCUUCAGGGCAGGGGAGGAUUGGCCAACAACUUUUGCGGGAACAUACUCUAUCGAGCCACAGUAGAAUCCAGAAAGGCCGAGUACGUGCAAAGCCAGCGGUCCAACAAAACUGCCUUGUCUUGGCACUUGGUGAGGUGGUGGCGGUCCUUGGACCCUCCAGGACGGUUCCUGAAGCAAGACGACGCGGGACUCUGGCAUGAUAUUGGUGAUAAGAAAGCACGGCGCAAGACUAGCCAAUUGUUCCGUGAAGAUGCAAAGGCCGUUAGAGCUCAGAUUGGGUGCAAUGCUGAGCACCAGGGGGAUGGGGCAGAUGAUGCCUCCGAAGGCACAGAGGAUACCACGGCUACAAAUAAUCCUCACCCGGAAUUGGAACUCGCCAAACCAACGGUAAAACCCACGAGCACCAGUGAACACCACAGCCGUAUCAGCAGCAACAAGCCAUCGCCUCAGCAAACCAAGGGAAAAGGUCUGCCAGUCCGAAAGAACUCUACCUCCAAAAAGCAGUACCAAAAGGUGGCAUACAAACCAAAGGGACACGUCAAGCCAGCACCUCGGUACGCGGCAACUGCAGCAGCACGCAAAGACACAACAACCCACCUGCCAGAGCAAACCCCAGAAACGCUGGCGGCCAACAUCACGGGCGGUAUAGAAACCACACAGAUGCCGUUGUUGGGUGAGUUCGACUUUCCAAAAGAGGAGGAGGACGGUGAGCGCAAGCCACCUGCGCUGGCGGUGGAAUCUGAAGACUCCAAGCAAGAACCAUGGGCAAGCCCCUUAGAUAGGCUUCUCGACAACGAAGAGUUUGUGCUCGGUGAUCUCGGUGACCUUGUAUUCAACACUGCUUCGGGUGUGCCUCUGGAACCGCUGAUGGACAAUCUCAUGAACACCAGCAACACAACUCAACAACCUACUAUUGAAGACCCCAUGGACGUAGAGUUCGAAGAAGACGAUUCUGGCAGGCAAGUCAAGCGUGAGGCCGCCUGA
Seminavis robusta is the source of this 1119-nucleotide messenger RNA. The record is from the annotation of a GenBank genome assembly. Lineage: Eukaryota; Bacillariophyta; Bacillariophyceae; Naviculales; Naviculaceae.